AUGCACAUUAAAAUGCGCAAAAAAGAAUGGUUUCGGACACAUCUUACUCCUGCUGCCUGCCUGAACUCUGGACAUCCUCCACAAGAAGAUGCCCAUGAGUUCUUGGUUUUCCUCCUUAAGCAGCUGGAAGAGGAGUUCCUCAAUGACUAUGGAGCGGAAGGAAUUGAUUACAUUAGCCAGCUUACAAACCCUUUAACAAGAAUCUUUGGAGGAUGGGAGUUAACAGAAUGUACAUGCUCAUCUUUUAAUUGUGGGUUUGUCUCCCAAACAUACUCGCCAUUCACAAACCUACAAUUAAUUAUUAGGGAUGAGAAUAGUAAUAAUCGUAAGCAAUCUAAAGUGCACAGCACACCCAACACCCUCAUACUGCAAUUGCAGAGAUUUCAACCUGAUGGAUCAAAACUUUCUUCAGAGAUUGAUAUUAAUGAAAUGAUUUACAUUGGCAAAUAG
Frankliniella occidentalis (western flower thrips) is the source of this 450-nucleotide messenger RNA. RefSeq names its product ubiquitin carboxyl-terminal hydrolase 36-like. Bases 1 to 450 code for a protein of 149 amino acids. Gene Ontology annotation, cellular component: cytosol; nucleus. The transcript has 6 exons. The record is from RefSeq and is a predicted model, not a curated record. Gene Ontology annotation, molecular function: cysteine-type deubiquitinase activity; cysteine-type endopeptidase activity. Gene Ontology annotation, biological process: protein deubiquitination; regulation of apoptotic process. NCBI's taxonomy places the organism in Eukaryota, Metazoa, Arthropoda, Insecta, Thysanoptera, Thripidae.